AACACAGAAAAGAAAGGGGGAAAAAAAAAAAACCAAAACCCUCAUAAAUACGGAGCAAAACAAAAUUUAGCACCGCUCGGAAGUCGAUCUUAUGGCGAUCUGAAAAUUUCUCUCCCUAUCCCUGCAAUGGCGUCUUGAGAAAUCCCUACUCUUCGAUCUCUCAUCUGAAUCAACUAUCUACCCACGUCUUCCUCUUUCAUGGCUGCUCCGUUCUUUUCGACGCCGUUUCAACCCUUCGUCUAUCAGAGUCCACAGGAUGCUGUUACACCUUUUCAGAUUCUCGGAGGUGAAGCUCAGAUAGUUCAGAUUAUGUUGAAGCCACAAGAAAAGAUUAUUGCAAAGCCUGGUUCCAUGUGCUAUAUGUCUGGUUCAAUCCAAAUGGAAAAUAUAUACAUCCCAGAAAAUGAAGUUGGCUUGACGCAAUGGCUCUUUGGAAAGAGUGUGACUAGCAUAGUUCUCCAUAAUACAGGCACAACUGAUGGAUUUGUGGGCAUUGCCGCACCUUCUCUAGCAAGAAUCCUCCCAAUUGAUCUAGCAAUGUUUGGUGGCGAGAUAUUGUGCCAGCCAGAUGCAUUCCUUUGCUCAAUUAACGAUGUGAAAGUCAAUAAUACAGUUGAUCAAAGGGCACGCUACAUGGUUGCUACUGCAGAGGGAUUCCUAAGGCAGAAGAUAUCAGGUCAAGGGCUUGCUUUUAUAGUUGGUGGUGGUUCUGUUGUACAAAAAAAUCUUGAGGUUGGUGAGGUACUUUGUGUUGAUAUGUCAAGUAUUGCUGCAGUCUCAGCCACUGUAAAUGUCCAAGUAAAAUACAAUGGACCAAUGAGAAGGGUCGUUUUUGGGGGUGAUAAUCUCGUAACAGCAGUUCUAACAGGACCAGGCAUCGUGUUUAUUCAAAGCCUGCCUUUUCAUAGACUUUCACAGCGCAUUGCGAGGGCUGUGACAUCUCCAAACAUGAGGGACAAUCCGAAGUUCUUCCUACAAAUAGCAAUUUUCUUCUUUCUUGCGUAUGUUGUGGUUGUGUCAUCGUUAAUCUUGACGGACAUAUGAAGUUUUUCUUUGUUUUAGGAUUUCGUAGAAAUUCCCGAAGGUGUACCUUGACUUCAGAAUUCAGAUGCCAAAAUAGAGAGUAAACAUCGAGUUAAAGAUUUACGUCAGUUUUACAGGGAGUAUGUAUCAUGUAAAAACAUUUUCAAGCGACGAGGAACCAAAUAUUCUCUUUCAUUUUGCGUA
Messenger RNA from Ipomoea triloba (trilobed morning glory), 1227 nucleotides. RefSeq lists its product as uncharacterized. The transcript has 10 exons. The record is from RefSeq and is a predicted model, not a curated record. Bases 199 to 1044 code for a protein of 281 amino acids. NCBI's taxonomy places the organism in Eukaryota, Viridiplantae, Streptophyta, Magnoliopsida, Solanales, Convolvulaceae.